Messenger RNA from Anastrepha obliqua, 642 nucleotides. Its product is annotated as metallothionein-1-like. Bases 348 to 518 code for a protein of 56 amino acids. The transcript is spliced from 3 exons. NCBI's taxonomy places the organism in Eukaryota, Metazoa, Arthropoda, Insecta, Diptera, Tephritidae. The record is from RefSeq and is a predicted model, not a curated record. Gene Ontology annotation, molecular function: metal ion binding.
CAUGCAUAAACAAUGAAGAGGGUACUGUUAAGGUCAAGCCGUGUGAAAAGCCCUUAGCAAACGAAUUGCACACCGCACCAAGGAAUUUUCUUCGUGUCUAUCCACGUACGCAUUUGUUUGCACACAGCACCAACAAAGUACAUGUCUUUGGACUCUAAAUCGAAAUUACGUUAUAAUUAAUGUUAAAAUUCCUUUUGCUAUAAAUUCCGUUACUUGCGUUAACCACAACAGCAGUCAACGUUUGAAGUUACAGAGUUCGAGUUUAGUGUUAAACCUUAAAAAACACAGUUAAAAGAAAAAAUUAAACAGAUUUUCCACAUAAAAUUAUCUUAAACAUAAACAACAAAAUGCCUUGCCCAUGUGGAAGCGGUUGCAAAUGUGGCAGUCAGCCAAAGACCGGUAAUUGUGGCUGCGGCUCGUCAUGCAAAUGCUGUCCUUGCGGAAGCGAUUGCAAAUGUGGUUCACAAACUCAAAGUGGCAGCUGCGGUUGUGGCAGUGGUUGCCAGUGUGGCAUAUAACGUAUUUGUUUUGAUUUGUCCGAUAGACUUCUGUAAUAUUAUACCCCACAAAUAAGUGUAUACAUAUGUAUGAAUAUACCAUAUACAGCUUUUUGAAUAAAAUUUUUUAAUAUACCACUUAAAA